CAAUAAGAUUUUUCUAUCAGUCUAGAAAUUACAUUCAUCGUUGCAAGAUGUUCUUGCUUUGCCGUUCCAUAGUCCCGGUUUUAAUUUGUGUCUUUGUUUCAUUUUCAUAUGCCCAAGAGGCUCAAUAUGUAGAUGAAUACGAUUAUGAUCAAGGGGCUGGUGGUGGUGAUGGUUAUAAUCCUUCUACAACACCAACAAAUCCUUACGCUUAUAGACCCGGUUUAAAUGUAAUUGUUGAUCCAUCUGUGAGAACUUACGUACCGAGUUAUUAUCGCCCGCCACCAUUGCCAAGUUAUAAUGAUCCAAAUGUUAUUGCUUUACCAAAUGCAGCAGGCUAUGUUCGUGGCAAAGAAAUUCGUUCCGCGUAUACGGGGAAAAAUUUCAAGGCAUUUUUGGGAAUAAAAUACGGAAGUGUCGGAAGUGGAUUGGAAAGAUUUCAAGCAGCAAGACAAGCACCAAUUUCAAAUGGAAUUAUAAAUGCAACAGUUGAACCAAUGGCAUGUCCUCAAUUCCCAGAUUUACUCAAAGUUGAACAAGCUGAACGACAAGGGAUCAAUGUCGAUGAUUGUUUAACUCUUUCGAUUUUUACUCCAAAUAUCUAUGGAAAUCACCCAGUGAUGAUAUAUGUUCAUGGAGAGAUGUUGUUUGAUGGAAGUGCCGAAGAAGCUAAACCUGAGUAUCUUCUCGAAAAGGAUAUUGUUUUGGUUUCUGUGAAUUAUCGUUUGGCUCCGUUUGGUUUUCUUUCAACUCAAACUGAUGAUAUUCCUGGAAAUAUUGCUCUGUCCGAUCUUGAGUUAGCGACAAGGUGGAUUGAGGAAAAUAUUGCAGCUUUUGGUGGUGAUCCAAGGAGUGUAACUUUGUUCGGACAAGCUGGUGGGGCUACAUUGGUUCAUGCUUUGAGUUUGAGUGAAAGAGUUAACCCGGUUAACUUUGAUCGAUUGAUACUUCAAUCAGGAACAGCUUUGAAUCCACUUUUUAUAGAUGAAGAUCCACUUGCAACAGCUCGAGCUAUUGGCAGAGAAGCUCGUUGUCCAUACAACAGUAUUCAUUCUCCUUAUGAGUUAAACCAUUGUUUGGGAAGACUAAAGACUUCAGAGCUUCUGUCGGCUUUUGUUGAUCAUUGUAAUCACAACGAAGAACGAGGAUUGUACUCUUAUGGAGGCUCAAAGCUUGCUGUUGGUGAUAAACAUGGCUACAUUCCAAUGCAUCCAGCUUUAAUGCUCAAGAAUUUCAAACUUCCUCUUCUUGCUGGAAUGACCAAGGAUGCUGGAGCUUUCAUUCUAACAAGGAAAUAUGACGAACUGGUCCGUGUAAAUAGCCGAAACAUCAGUGAUUACAUCAAUGUAGUUCUCAAAUACACCACACUCCCGAAAUAUUAUUCGACUUGGAGGAAUUGGGCUUUGGAGUAUAUUUUCAGUCCUCAAGAUAUACAAAAUCCAGUGUUGGGAAAUUUAGCUAGUGGACUCUUGGAGCUAACCAACCUUAUCCUCUAUAAGGCUCCUUUAAUGGAAUCAAUAAAAUCAGCAUGGAAUACAAAUUCAACUUAUUUGUAUAGUUUUGAUUAUCGUGGUCAAUUUCAUCGAUUCCCAAAAAGACGAACACAUUUUCCCUAUGAAUUAGAUGCUAAUCUCAGUGAUGACAAUAUGUAUUUGUUCCCAUAUCCAGAAGAAGUUAGUCGGCUAAAUAGCGUCGAUCGAAGUGUUUCACAGAUGAUGGUGACAAUGUGGACGAAUUUUGCUACUUCAGAGAAUCCCGAUCAAAGAUCAUGGCCAAAAAUGAAUAAUCAAUUUGGACCGUUUGUAAGGAUUGGUAGAAGUUUGGAAUUGGAUUAUCAUUUUGGUGAUGGAGUUGCAUCGCCAGAUUUAUAUGCAGAUAUGAGAAGAUCUAUGAAUAAUACAAGUGCGGUUGCUAGGUUUGGUUAAACGAGUUGUAUAAAAUAAGGAAACAAAUAAAUUUUAAAAAGGAGUGACGUUCACUGACAUACAAAAUAAAUGAU
Molecule: messenger RNA, 1996 nt
Organism: Episyrphus balteatus (marmalade hoverfly)
Lineage: Eukaryota; Metazoa; Arthropoda; Insecta; Diptera; Syrphidae
Product: glutactin-like
Exons: 7
Coding region: 48-1922 (624 amino acids)
Source: RefSeq, a predicted model, not a curated record